AUGGCCCAUCCUUCUGAGGUGCCGUACGUCCAGCAAGACGUCGCCGUCGACGCCGCCCGCACCAAGCGCAAGUUCUUGGUCCACUUGGUCCUGAUCGUGCUCUUGGUGAUCAACGUGAUCGUGCUGUACGUGCUCCACUUCAACGACUCGGCCCGGUCGGGCGUCAAGGUGACGGCCGACACGUUUGCCGCGAACGGCGACAUUGCGAGCAAGGUGGUGAGCUUCACCCCCGCCGGCGCCAUCCGCGCUGGUGCCGGCACCACUGCGUACUUGGACGCGGCCCCGUUGCCGGCGGACGAGUUGGCGUACAUGUCGUUGGCCCGCAGCGGCGUCGAGAACUCGAACACGGCGAUCCUGUCGUACUUUUUGAAGAACAAGACGACGUCCGUAUUGACGACCGUGACGGUGGGCAAGGACAACUCGGCCAAGGUCGCGGACGUGGCCAAGGACAACAGCUUGGCGGGGGUCCAGAUCCGCGGCAUCGCCACGUUGAGCAACUCGCAGGCGGUGAUCUUGCAGUCGACGUCGUUGGGCGUCGUGCACGUGUUGCCGGUGUCGAUCGCGGCGGACAAGGCGUUGGCAGUGCAAGCGGCGCAAAAGGUGCAGCUCGCGAACGGGUCCGUGUCCAACACGCUCGGCCGCAUCUCGGCGACGCAAUUCGCCGCCACGACCUUCGAAACGUACGUUGUGAACGGGUCGUGGUACCAGAACAUUCACGUCGGGUCCGUGGCGGCGGACGGCGCGAUCUCGGUGUCGGCGCCACUGCGCUUUGGUGUCGCCAACAACUACGACGGGUCGGACUCGUGCACCAACUCGAAGCCCCAAGCGAUCGCGGCGCUCCCCGGCGCGUUUGUCGUGACGUGGUUCAACUCGAACCCGGUCAACAAGUCGGGUCUGUGCGUGCUCCUGGCCGUCACAAACGCGACGGGCGUGUUCCAGCUCGGCGAAGUGUGCAACAAGAACUACCAGCCGGCGUACUUUUUGGACUCGACGGCGCUCUCGGACAACUUGAUCGCGCUCUCGUUCUACGACAAGGCCAACAACAACGCGCUGACGAUUGCGACGGUGGCGGUCACGUCGUCGAGCAAGAUUGUGUUUCGUGGCGACUACGUCGUGCAGUCGGUCGCGGGUGCGUUUGACUUUGGCACGUUCUACGGGUGGUCGCCCAAGCCGAGCGUGCACUUGGUCAGCGCGGAUCGCCUCGCGCUGCUCUUCCUCAACCCAAACAACUACGGUCGCCCGACGACCCAAGUGUUCAAGGUCACCGACUCGUUCUCGCUCGUCCCCGUGACGCCGUUGAUGCGCAUCUCGAACGGCGACUUUACACUGGUUGGCCAGACGGCGGCGCCGGCCUCUGGCGCGGUCACGCUGGACAUCGUGCCGGUCUCGAACUCGAGCUUCCUCGCCGUGUACUCGGGCACGUUGGACAAGGUCCAGCACAAGCGCGUGGCGGUCGUGGAGUUCCUCGGUGCGCCAGUCGGUGUCGGGUCUGGCUCGAACGGCGUCGUGUUUGGCGGCGAGGUCAAGAUUGCCAACGCCGACUUUACGGUCGGCAAGGAGUACUUUACCACGACCAAGGGCGACAUCUUGGCCGCGACUGCCUCGGACGUCGGUGCCGAGUACUACUUUUUGGGCAACACGACCGUCGUGUCCAAGGACUCGCGCGUCGGGAUCGCCGUCUCCAAGGACUCCAUCUACGUCUCCCAGUCGGCCUAAGCGGGUUUGAAGCCCACCGUUUGUAUCUAACACGUUUUCAUCCACGACAA
Aphanomyces invadans is the source of this 1766-nucleotide messenger RNA. RefSeq lists its product as hypothetical. The record is from RefSeq and is a predicted model, not a curated record. Bases 1 to 1716 code for a protein of 571 amino acids. The transcript has a single exon. NCBI's taxonomy places the organism in Eukaryota, Oomycota, Saprolegniomycetes, Saprolegniales, Verrucalvaceae.